GGUCCCAGUGCUGUUCUAUAUGGUGAAGCGCUGUACUAUCACUGCUACCGCUCUGCAGACGUCUGUCGCUAUGACCUGAAGAGCAACGCCGUCAAACGGGUGACACUUCCAGGCACCGGCGUGGGUUUCAACAACAAGUUCCCGUAUUGUUACUAUGACUGCCGUGCCAAUAGUGAUGUGGAUGUGGAGGCAGACGAGACGGGACUAUGGGCAAUCUAUGCCACUGUCGGUAACCAUGGUAAUCUAGUGGUGAGUCGGCUAGUUUGGGACAGUGAGGCCGAGACACUAAAUGUCUCCCAGACGUGGGAGACGAGGCUGUUCAAGAAGGCAGUGAGCAAUGCUUUCAUGGUGUGCGGUGUGCUAUAUGCCACUCGAUUUGUGGACGAAUAUCGCGAGGAGGUGUUCUACGCCUUCGACACAGCAACAGGCAAAGAGGACAACUCACUAGCACUGCCACUGGAGAAGGUAGCUAAAGGAGUGGCCAGCCUGAGCUAUAACCCCAUCAACAGACAGAUCUACAUGUACAACGAUGGAUAUCUGCUGGCCUACCAGGCCAACUUCUGAUCUGAAGUUAUUGUAAUGUAUUGCAUGUUAGCCAUGUUCACAUAGCACCUAACAACAAGAAAUAGCUUGAUCCAUGAAGUAUGCCAAUGUUAGCAGUCAGGUACUCCAUGUUGUUAGGAUUUGUAGGGCAUCACAAUGUUUGUAUGUUAUAACAUAUUAUACAUUAUUAUAUGUUUGUAAUGUAGUAACGCUGACUGUAAAAACUAAACGUUAAUAAAAA
Micropterus dolomieu (smallmouth bass) is the source of this 784-nucleotide messenger RNA. RefSeq names its product olfactomedin-4-like. The record is from RefSeq and is a predicted model, not a curated record. NCBI's taxonomy places the organism in Eukaryota, Metazoa, Chordata, Actinopteri, Centrarchiformes, Centrarchidae. The annotation marks the transcript as partial. The transcript has a single exon. Gene Ontology annotation, biological process: signal transduction.